AUGACCCAGUUUCCUUCCUUCUACAAUGGUUCUUUGAUACUUCCAUGGCCUGAACAAGCCUCUACUUCAUAUUUUGUAUGUGGGACCACUUCGUCCUCAUCAACGGAAGCAAAGGCCCUGGCCAGUUUAAGGAGCCACAGCCAGGCUGAGAGGAGGCGUAGGGAGAGGAUCAAUGCUCACCUGUCCACCCUGAGGAGUCUCAUACCAAAUGGAAGCAAGAUGGACAAGGCCUCACUGCUAGCUGCCGUUGCAGACCUCGUAAAGGAUCUACAUAGAAGAGCAUCCGAGAUUGGCGAAGAGUUUACAAUCCCUACAGAUGUGGAUGAAGUCACAGUGGAAUGCGACGAAAAUGGUAACUGCAACAGCAACAAAAAUGACAACGAUGACAGCAGCAGCAUCAACAAGGAACGCAUCACCAUAAGGGCUUCUAUGUGCUGCAAUGACCGGCCGGAGUUGUUUGCAGAUCUCAGUCAAGCACUUGAUGGACUAAAACUUAGAACUAUUAGAGCAGACAUGGCUACAUUGGGAGGAAGAGUAAAAUUUGUUCUUAUAUUGUGUCCAAAGGGUAGUGAAGAGAAUGUAUGCCUUACUUCUCUCAAGGAUUCGUUAAAAGCAGUUCUAGAUAGGGUUGCUUUUUCUAUAAUGUCAUGA
This is a messenger RNA of Magnolia sinica, 651 nucleotides long. Its product is annotated as transcription factor bHLH30-like. The record is from RefSeq and is a predicted model, not a curated record. Gene Ontology annotation, molecular function: DNA-binding transcription factor activity; protein dimerization activity. The coding region runs from base 1 to 651 and encodes 216 amino acids. The transcript is spliced from 2 exons. Lineage: Eukaryota; Viridiplantae; Streptophyta; Magnoliopsida; Magnoliales; Magnoliaceae. Gene Ontology annotation, biological process: regulation of DNA-templated transcription.